Heterocephalus glaber (naked mole-rat) is the source of this 1491-nucleotide messenger RNA. It is a transcript of the gene Mrgbp, whose product is annotated as MRG domain binding protein. Gene Ontology annotation, biological process: regulation of transcription by RNA polymerase II. Lineage: Eukaryota; Metazoa; Chordata; Mammalia; Rodentia; Bathyergidae. The record is from RefSeq and is a predicted model, not a curated record. Gene Ontology annotation, cellular component: NuA4 histone acetyltransferase complex; nucleus.
GGCUCGCGCUGGGCGCUCGUCGCUCGCCGGCGGCCAUGGGGGAGGCCGAGGUGGGCGGCGGGGGUGCCGCUGGCGACAAGGGGCCGGGGGAAGCGGCCACGAGCCCGGCGGAGGAGACGGUGGUGUGGAGCCCCGAGGUGGAGGUGUGCCUCUUCCACGCCAUGCUGGGCCACAAGCCCGUCGGUGUGAACCGGCACUUCCACAUGAUCUGUAUCCGGGACAAGUUCAGCCAGAAUAUUGGGCGACAGGUUCCGUCCAAGGUCAUCUGGGACCAUCUGAGCACUAUGUAUGACAUGCAGGCACUGCAUGAGUCUGAGAUUCUUCCCUUCCCGAAUCCAGAAAGGAACUUCGUCCUUCCUGAAGAGAUCAUUCAAGAGGUCCGAGAAGGAAAAGUGACCAUCGAGGAGGAAAUGAAAGAGGAGAUGAAGGAAGACGUGGACCCCCACAAUGGGGCUGACGAUGUUUUUUCAUCUUCAGGGAGCUUGGGGAAAGCAACAGAAAAAUCCAGCAAAGACAAAGAGAAGAACUCUUCAGACUUGGGGUGCAAAGAAGGGGCAGACAAGCGGAAGCGUAGCCGGGUCACCGACAAAGUGCUGACAGCAAACAGUAACCCCUCUAGCCCCAGUGCUGCCAAGCGGCGCCGGACAUAGACAUCUCAUCCCCAGGGGGGCAGCAGAAUCAUCCUGAUGCUUCCGGCUACUGCUGCCUGACCUCAGGCCCUCGGCAAACGUGUUCAUCUAGCAGGGACAUGCAUGGAGGUUUCCAUCAUGUUGUCAGACCACCGGUGGACUCAUGGACCUGAAAGACCGGGGUCAACCCAGCUUGGAUGUUGAGGCAGCAGAGUCCACAUUCUGCCUCAUCCCAGGGUGUCCACCUGUGCCCGCCUCAUGGAGGAGAAUGGGGCCCGGGGCCAGGAGAAGACUUGAAUCAGCAAGCAAUAAAACAGCAUGUCCACUUGGUCCUCAGAUGAGCCACUGGUGUUUCCUGGAUGCCCACUCUGCAUUUGUUUGGCCCUCUAAGGCUCCCCUCUGCCCUGACGGGGACAUCAGGAGAAUGUGGCCCAGGACAUCACCUUACUUGUCUUGGUGGACACCCCCAACUGAGAACCUAAGGACUGGAUAUUCUGCCUCAUUCACUCGUACUGUAAUGAUGUAUAUAAUUUGGUUGGUAUUUCACUAUUUAAUUUUUAAGAAGCCUAUUUUAUACUAGUGUUUUAUAUGAGCAAAAAUACUGCAGAAGUUAAACCUGUUGUAUUUUUUCUGAGAUGUUUUGUUUCAAGGUAACAACUACUGAGAUACUUUUUGCUCAGUUUUUAUAUGCCAGAUACAGAGAAUUUGUAGUGGUUAUUUUUGUAAUUCCAGUGACUUGUGAAAAGACCAAAUGAGGGAGUGGAGGAGAAAGCACAACCAUUGGGCUGGGGCGGUGGUGGCCCCAGUGUCGCCUGGGGUACACUUCAUUUGGCUUCGAACAUUAAAGCACAAAAAAAGUCAA